Messenger RNA from Ascochyta rabiei, 2544 nucleotides. RefSeq lists its product as uncharacterized. Gene Ontology annotation, molecular function: protein binding; histone H3K36 methyltransferase activity. Gene Ontology annotation, biological process: regulation of DNA-templated transcription. Bases 1 to 2544 code for a protein of 847 amino acids. The record is from RefSeq and is a predicted model, not a curated record. NCBI's taxonomy places the organism in Eukaryota, Fungi, Ascomycota, Dothideomycetes, Pleosporales, Didymellaceae. The transcript is spliced from 5 exons. Gene Ontology annotation, cellular component: nucleus; chromatin.
AUGGCUGAGCGAGAUGGCUCGCCCAUGUCCACGUCGUCUGUGCUAUCCACCAUCGCCGUCCAGCACACCGGCGCCCGCGCCGCCUCCAGCGCGUCGCCGCCGCCCAUCUCGACACCGCCCACGAGUCUCGACGACGGCGCCAGCGUCAUGUCCGACACAACCAAACUGGAACACAUGACCGAGUUGUACGAAGAGGCCUCGGCCACACCUCUGCCCGGCGCGCCGGUCGAUACGCCGCUCUCCGCGCGCCACACGCCGAACACCGAGGGUCGCCGCCCGUCACGAAGCUCGCGCAAGUCUGUCACCACAUACAACGUGCAGAUCCUGGCCGGAACCGCAAUCCACACACCCACAAAGUACCUCGAGAAGCACCACAAGAAUGUCCUGCACGGCUCGCUGGAGGCACUGGCCGCCGCCGCCAGCAGCGACGACACUCCCGCAAAGAAAAGGACACCCAGAUCAAAACUUGGAGCGGCCGGCACCGGCGACUCUGCAGAAGAGCAGCUCACUGCCGAAGCAGCGCAAGCCGUGCGUCGCCGUACCUCCUCACGGGGGACCGACCUUCGCAAGGAGGCUCUGCGCAAUCUAGCCGGCGUGGGCGAGGCCGUGACAAACUCACUAGCUGGAGGCAAGUCUUUCGUCCAGAAGGCCCUUCGGAGAAGUGCGUCAGACUCUAAUCUGAAGUCCGCUACAUCUUCUGCGAGUACUGCAUCAUCAAGACGCCCACGGACUGCAACGGAUACCGCCGACGAGGAAGAUACAGACGGCGCACUGGAGCAGAAGGAAUAUCUCAAGCCCAAAACCAAGACCUGGCUAAGGCAGGGCCUGUACGUCGGUCAGCAUCGCGACUUCGACCCUCGCUUGUCAGAAGCUCAGAAUCGAGCAAGGAAGAGGGCCAGAAAACACAAAGAAAACAAUAUGCUCCCUCUCCCUAUGUUCGCUGGAGAUCGUCUUCUGAGCGAGGAUCCUCGGCACGUACAUCGACACUUCAAACUUCCAUUCGAUACAUACAACCCCUUACCUAGGAAGGUCAAAGUGGAUGGCUGGGUUAAGCUCUCCAAAAAUCGAUUCAUCGGAGAUGCAUCCGCCUUGUGGAAACGAGACAAACAGGAUUCUUCUCAGUGCUAUUGUGAUCCCGAGGAUGGAUGUGGAGAAGCCUGCCACAAUCGCAUCAUGGCGUACGAAUGCGACGGCACCAACUGCAGACUUACAGCAGAACAGUGCGGAAACCGCCCUUUUGCAGAGCUCAAGCGACGCGGAAAAGGAAAUGGCUACGACUAUGGCGUCGAAGUUAUGGAGACUGAAGGCCGUGGAUAUGGUGUCCGAGCAAUGAGGACUUUUGAGCCCCAUCAAAUUAUUGUUGAGUAUGCUGGCGAAAUCAUCACUCAAUCCGAGUGUGAGAGGCGGAUGAAACAAGUUUACAAAAAGGAUAAAUGUUACUAUCUCAUGAGCUUCGACAACAAGAUGAUCAUUGAUGCUACUCGAGGCACUAUCGCCCGAUUCGUCAACCAUUCCUGCGAGCCCAACUGCGAGAUGAUCAAAUGGACUGUUGGCGGAGAACCAAGGAUGGCAUUGUUUGCCGGUUCCCGUGGAGUCAUGACUGGAGAAGAACUGACGUAUGAUUACAAUUUCGACCCGUUUUCCCAGAAGAACAUACAAGAAUGCCGAUGCGGUACGGAGUCUUGCCGUGGCGUUCUUGGCCCGAAGCCAAAGAAGCUGGUAGAAGAGAAGUCUAUAGCUUCUGCUUUGAUUGCUGGAACAAAACGUAAACUGCAAGAUUUCCUCGGCUCAAGUCGUGCAAAGUCAGAGAGUCACGCUGGCUCCCCCAAAAAGCGGAGAGUUCACAUCGGAAAUUCUGGUACUACGAGAGUCAAAAAAUCGGAUGUAGUAUCCAAAGCCGCUCGCGAACGAGCCGAAGUCGAUGCAGCUGAACAUUCCAGGCAAAUCGCGUCUCGAGAGGACCGUGCUCUGAAGCGGUCUUCUACUUUGACUAUUUCGAGACGGUCACGACCAACUGUACUGCGGCACACAACCAAGGGCUCGCUCAAAUCGACUAGACACACCACAGUCAGCCUGCAGCGGAAGGUGGUAAGACCUGGGGCUCUGAAGGCCGUCAGCAAGCCCUCCCGCAUGCAAGCCGCACUGCGACGUACCAACGCAGCCGUGACUGGCAGAAAGGGACUGGCACCCUCUCGAAGGCCAAGCACUCCCAUCUCGGGCUCUGAUGCUGAAGACUACGAUUCUGACGAUGAUACCUCCCCCAACAUAACGCCAGCCUCCUUGCGUAGCGCGUCCAAAGGCGGUAAAAAGCCUGCCUUCAAUUCUGCUUCAGACUCACAGGCUACGCCCCCUCGACGGAACGCUAAACAAAGGGAAGCAACGCAUGCCACUGCCAUAGAUACUUCCAAAUCCACACGGAGAAAGAUUACUUCCACCUCCCGAAGCAUGCAUGACACUGGCGCGGGCGUAAAGAAACCAUUUUACCCUGCUCAACGCAGGCCAAGAACUAUGAGAGGCAGGUUCUUGCCCAAGGAUCUACGCUGA